Molecule: messenger RNA, 1376 nt
Organism: Lolium rigidum
Lineage: Eukaryota; Viridiplantae; Streptophyta; Magnoliopsida; Poales; Poaceae
Product: probable arabinose 5-phosphate isomerase
Exons: 3
Coding region: 9-1061 (350 amino acids)
Biological process (GO): carbohydrate metabolic process; carbohydrate derivative metabolic process
Molecular function (GO): carbohydrate derivative binding; isomerase activity
Source: RefSeq, a predicted model, not a curated record
CGCGCGCCAUGGGCUCGCUCCCGGUGCUCUCCUCCCCGCCGGAAUGCGCGCCCGACGCGCAGGCGCCCCACCGCGUGAAGGUGGCGGCGUCGGACCUGGCCCCGCUCUUCGACGCGCAGCGCCGCCACCUGGACCACUUCUUCGACCGCCUGGACCUCACGCAGGCGGCGGCGUUCGCGCAGGCGCUGCUCGACGCGCCGGGGGCCGUCUUCUUCACAGGCGUCGGCAAGUCGGGCAUCGUGGCCCUCAAACUCGCACAAACGCUCGCCUCCCUCGGCUUCGCGCGCGCGGGGUUCCUCUCCCCCGUCGACGCGCUCCACGGCGACAUCGGGUCCCUCUUCCCCGGGGACCUCCUCGUGCUGCUCUCCAAGUCCGGCGCCUCCGACGAGCUGCUCGCGCUCGCGCCCUGCGCGCGCGCCAAGGGCGCGCACCUCAUCUCCCUCACCUCCGCGGCCUCCGGCGCCGACUGCCCGCUCGCCGCCGCCUGCCACCUCAACGUGCACCUCCCGCUCCAGGGCGAGGUCUGCCCCUUCGGCCUCGCGCCCGUCACCUCCACCGCCAUUCAGAUGGUCUUCGGCGACACCGUCGUCGCCGCCAUCAUGGAGGCGCGCCGCCUCACCAGGGACCAGUACGCGUCCAACCACCCCGCUGGAAAGAUCGGAAAGACACUCAUCUUCAAGGUUAAGGAUGUUAUGAAGAAACAAAAUGAGCUUCCGUUGUGCAAGGAGGGGGAUAUGAUAAUGGAUCAACUUACUGAGCUCACUAGUAAAGGUUGUGGCUGCCUUCUUGUGGUUGAUGAUGAGUAUCAUUUGAUUGGAACUUUCACUGAUGGUGACCUCCGGCGUACACUCAAGGCAAGCGGGCCAGCUAUUUUCAAUCUCACAGUUGGGGAGAUGUGCAACAGGAAUCCCAGGACAAUAACGGCAGAUGCAAUGGCAGUUGAAGCCAUGGAGAAGAUGGAGUCACCCCCUUCACCCGUGCAGUUUUUGCCUGUCGUCGACCAUAAAAACAUCGUGUCUGGGAUCAUCACAUUGCAUGGGUUGGUCUCUGCUGGACUAUAAGCAAGCCUUCGCAUAUCAGCUGCCCAGUUCUUUCUAAUAUGUUACUAUGUCCUACCCGGUUUUUUCUGAUUCUUUACACCUGCUUGGUCAUCUGAGAGAUUACACUGGAGAAGUUCUUGUGACAGCAUUUCAUCGCUGUGGAAGCAUCUGUAGUCUGGACGCUUGAGAGAUUAUGUGGAGACACCACCGGUGUCCCCCAAUUUGUAGUGUCAAUAAUAUGGUUCAUUCUCUUUGUUGUGCCAAUGUGACGUGCUUGUGCGUCCAUACAAGGAUGUAAUAUGGUCAAUAUGUAUCAAGCACUAGAGAAUAAUUCUG